Molecule: messenger RNA, 2315 nt
Organism: Mirounga angustirostris (Northern elephant seal)
Lineage: Eukaryota; Metazoa; Chordata; Mammalia; Carnivora; Phocidae
Gene: RNF121
Product: ring finger protein 121
Exons: 9
Coding region: 145-1059 (304 amino acids)
Cellular component (GO): Golgi membrane; endoplasmic reticulum membrane
Molecular function (GO): metal ion binding; ubiquitin protein ligase activity
Source: RefSeq, a predicted model, not a curated record
UCUCAGCCUUAGUGCUUGCCCUUCUGAGGUAUUUUCCCUGAGGCUCUGGAAGCAGUAGUGUCCUGUGCUUCAUCAACAUUCGGUUCCACAGCCUCUCCUGAUACUUUAUAAAGUGCUUCCACUCUCCCAGGAGGAAAGGUUGAUAUGUCAGACCUCUCCCCAGAGGAGCAGUGGAGGGUUGAGCACGCACGCAUGCAUGCCAAGCACCGCGGCCAUGAAGCCAUGCACGCUGAAAUGGUCCUCAUCCUCAUCGCUACUUUGGUGGUGGCCCAGCUGCUCCUGGUGCAGUGGAAACAGAGGCACCCCCGCUCCUACAAUAUGGUGACCCUCUUUCAGAUGUGGGUUGUUCCCCUCUAUUUCACAGUGAAGCUGCAUUGGUGGAGGUUCCUAGUGAUCUGGAUCUUGUUCUCUGCUGUCACCGCUUUUGUCACCUUCCGAGCCACCCGAAAACCACUAGUACAGACAACCCCAAGGUUGGUUUAUAAGUGGUUCCUGUUGAUCUAUAAAAUCAGCUAUGCCACUGGCAUUGUUGGCUACAUGGCUGUCAUGUUUACCCUCUUUGGUCUCAAUUUAUUAUUCAAGAUCAAACCAGAAGACGCCAUGGACUUUGGCAUUUCUCUCCUCUUUUAUGGCCUCUAUUAUGGAGUUCUUGAGCGAGACUUUGCAGAAAUGUGUGCAGACUACAUGGCAUCUACCAUAGGGUUCUACAGCGAGUCGGGCAUGCCUACCAAACACCUCUCGGACAGUGUGUGUGCCGUGUGUGGGCAGCAGAUCUUUGUGGAUGUCAGUGAAGAGGGCAUCAUCGAGAACACAUAUAGGCUGUCUUGCAAUCACGUAUUCCACGAGUUCUGCAUCCGUGGCUGGUGCAUCGUGGGAAAGAAGCAGACGUGUCCCUACUGCAAAGAGAAGGUAGACCUCAAGAGGAUGUUCAGCAACCCCUGGGAGAGGCCUCACGUCAUGUAUGGGCAACUGCUGGAUUGGCUUCGGUACUUGGUAGCCUGGCAGCCUGUCAUCAUUGGCCUGGUGCAAGGCAUCAACUACAUCCUGGGCCUGGAAUAGCCAGGAAGAAGAGCAUCCGCCCGCUACGGACCUCAGGGCACUCUCCUCCCCGCCCUCCAAGACUUCCUGGGUGGGAAGGACUCAAAAGGGACCCUUGGGCCACUCAGGACCCCUCCGACUGUGCCCGGGCUGGGGAGGGAAAUGAUGGAGAGCCAGCCAGUGGGGCUGUCAGCAGUGGGGGCUUUUUAAAAGAAAACUAUUUUGAUGAAUAUAUUUAAAAACCUUUUUUAUUGUGAAGCAUAGGAAUUGCCCCAACUCCUCUAGGCCUCGCCCUCCUUGCUUGAGCACGGCAGGAGCAGAGCCACAUUUUUGGUUUAAAGGAGCCUUCUCAUCUCUGGCUGAGAGCCUCAGCCUCCCUGCCCGCCCCCCCACCCCCACCCCAGCCCAGCCCUUCCUUCCCUCUGUGGGGCUCCAGCCUGCUUCACUCCGUGUGGGAGAGCUCAUGGGCUCUGCCUCGUACCACAGAUGCACGCUGCGGGAUGGGGAGGUGUCUUCCUUCCUCCCUGUCUGGGCCCCGCAGUCGGUGUUGUGUCCGAUUCUGUCUUCCCUUGUCCAGGACCCGUAGACUGGUUUAGGCAAGUGGAACCUUGUCCUGACUUUUCCAGGGAGGGAAGCCCUGGGAUCUCACGGUUCACUGAGGAUUUGUUUGGGGGCAGCAGCUUGGGUGACCUGCCCCCAGCCAAGAACAGAGUCUGUCUGUGUGUAGUUGGGCCAUGGGGACUAUUAUUGGCAGCAGUGAUUGAAGGCGUCUUGUGCAAUCUGACCCUUUAGCCCGGAAGUGGUGACACGCGCCAAAGGCCACUCUGCCACAUCACUUCCUUCCUGGAAAGCGUGCGUGAGAGUGUGUGUGUGUGCGUGUGUCUGUCCGUGUGCCGCAGUAGAGCUAUGACAGAUAGGACUUCUCCCUGUCAUCAGUGUUCCCUUGAAGCUGCCAGGGGAUUCCCAGCCCAGGGAAUAUCCCUCUGUCAACUUCCACGUUUGUGGGUCCUGCCUGGGCCCGGCAGCAGGGGUGGUGGUGGGUGGGAAGAGAAGAGGACAAGGCCCAGGCAAGUGUGGGUUCUAAAGAGGCUCCAGGUAGGCCCCAGCCCUGGCCCUAGGAGUUUUGAAGGAAGUGGGAGGGCAAACAUGGGCCUCCAGCACUGGGUUCCUAGGGAAUGUGGCCCAGCUGGGCCUGCCCUUCAGGCACAGCAAGAGCCAAGCAGGAUCUUGUCACUCCAUUCUGAAUAAAGCUCCAUGAGCUGGGUUGGAAAGCUGAA